AUGAUCGGGCUUAAAAAUCAGGAAGUUUGGGGAUUUGAUGAAGAAGGUGGUGGUGAGACCUCACAGAUUCCUGAUCAGGGAAGUCAUUUGCUGAAAGCAAUAUUUCAGGAAAACAAGCCUAGUUUCCAUUUCAAACAACAGACUGAAAAGAGUUUAGGCUGUGGUGGCAAUUCUUGUGUUCCCCUCUUCCCAUUGGCCCUGAGGUCUCAGGACCCUCAGAAGUUUACAUAUCAGGAAGUCCGAGAAGGAGCUGUGGGGCCGGGCUCCGGGACCCUCCGCGGCCUGCCAUGGGCCCGCCGCCGCCGGAAACGCAAGCCCGAAACCCCGAAGAGGCGCAACGCGAGCCCGACCCCCGGCCCCUCACGGCGGGGUCCCUCCUUAGGCACUUCCUCCCAUCCAUAUGGUCAGCGGAGACAUAAAUGGUUAAAGGAGAUCCGAACGCUUCAGAAGAGCACAAACCUCUUGAUAAGGAGGCUACCCUUCGGCCGCCUGGCAAGAGAAAUAUGUUCUAAAUUCACUCGUGGUGUGGACUUCAGUUGGCAAGCCCAGGCCCUGUUGGCCAUACAAGAGGCAGCAGAAGCAUUUCUAGUUCAUCUCUUUGAGGAUGACUAUCUCCUCUCCUUACAUGCUGGCCGAGUUACUCUUUUCCCGAAGGAUGUGCAACUGGCCAGGAGGAUCCGAGGCAUUGAGGAAGGACUUGGCUGAGCUCCCGCACCCAGUGUCUGUCUUUCCUGCUCACCCAGAAAG
This is a messenger RNA of Galeopterus variegatus (Sunda flying lemur), 747 nucleotides long. It is a transcript of the gene CENPA, whose product is annotated as centromere protein A. Bases 1 to 705 code for a protein of 234 amino acids. Gene Ontology annotation, cellular component: nucleosome. Lineage: Eukaryota; Metazoa; Chordata; Mammalia; Dermoptera; Cynocephalidae. The record is from RefSeq and is a predicted model, not a curated record. Gene Ontology annotation, molecular function: structural constituent of chromatin; DNA binding; protein heterodimerization activity. The transcript is spliced from 3 exons.